AUGGCCUCGUCCAACAACGCUGCCACACCUGGGUCCGAUUGCAGCCCUGCACCAUCGCCUGCUGAGUCCUCGGGAAGCACCAUCUGUACCGCUGCCGAUUUUGAACAAGACCGCCGCAGCUCCAUCCGCCAACUCGUACCAAAGUCCCCACCAGGCCCUCACGUCGCCGCCACGUUGUCCGUCAACACGCACGCCAAUGGCCCCUCCCAGUCGGGCGGGGGGCCUACGAGCAUGAUACAUUCCAUCCCGCCCCGACCCAAGCCCGGCCGCAAGCCUGCCACCGCGGAGCCUGAGACCAAGCGCAAGGCCCAGAAUCGCAUCUCGCAGCGCAACUUCCGUGAACGCAAGCAGAAGAAUGUACAAAUGCUGCUCGAACAGGUCAACCAGACCAGUACGGAAUUCAACGAUGCCCGCAACACAUGGCUACGGGAGAAACAGCUUCUGGAAGACCGAGCACGGGUUCAAGCACAAGAAAUCCAGAUACUGACAGAGCGUCUACGCACAAGUGACGCCCAAACGAUUAUGUGGAGGAAUAUGUACCAGAAAGCGAGAGCAGGCGAAGACGUCUGCACGCCAAAUUUCGAGGACUAUGCUCCCAUGCCGGACUUCGCUCGAAUCCGUAGCGCACGCCACGACGCACCGUUCGAGAGCACGCAAUCAGGAUGCGAUCGCUGCACGCCUGAACAUUGCGCCUGUCUCGCCGACCUCACCAAUGAUAUGCAAUUCCCGGACGAGGCCUCGGCUCGUAUGGACGGCGUGUCCAUGACUGGAACACUUCGCGGCGGCCAAGGAGAGCUCGACCAAGAGAAGCAUCCCCACGUCGAGUUCGAAGUCGACUUCACCAACAAGUUCAAGAGCGCAUCUACAUUCGCACCAUCGACGGAGGACAACAAGAUUACAGACUGUGGCUUCUGUGAGGGACAAAAGGACAUCUGCAUAUGCGAUCCCCCUGCUCGUGUUGACAGCGCCGACGAGGGCAUCUCACUCACGCGCAUGAAGAGUGGUUCUUCAACUGAAGAAGCGAAGCCCAACAUGGCCAUGACCGGGCCUGGCUCUUGUGCCGACUGUCAGUCAAACCCCCAGCAGCGAGCCUGGUGUCAGCGAGUCGCUCAGCUCCGGAGCGAGGAAACCCCUUCGAGCUCACGGCGUAAUUCAAGCAAGAGCAGCUCGCUCGACAUCAUGGAACCCAAGGCAUCAACCAGCAUAGACAUUAGCGCCGGCAUUUCGUCGCCUGUGGGUACUGGAAGGACAGUCGGUUGCAGCGAUGCCUUCAAGUUACUUGAUGGUCGAGUUUCCACGGACCCGAACGCCAUGGACUGGCGCCAACUAAAGCCUGUUCCGCAGGCUUUCGGACGCCAGGAAACUCGCAGGGACACAUUCACUAUGGAACCCGGCAUGUACAGCGCGAUGGAGCUGGACGCCAGCAGCAUUCUCACUACCCUCCAACACGCCCAGCGUCCUCUCAGGACCCGCCCGUCCGACGGCCCACAUGCGCCGCUGAUUGAAGAAGCCGAGGAACGGCGCCGAGCUUCUUUCUCGCCCAUGACCAAGGCCGAGGAUCACGCCAUGAUGGACGCAGUCUCUCACUACAAUAUCGACCACUGA
Molecule: messenger RNA, 1605 nt
Organism: Alternaria arbusti
Lineage: Eukaryota; Fungi; Ascomycota; Dothideomycetes; Pleosporales; Pleosporaceae
Exons: 2
Coding region: 1-1605 (534 amino acids)
Cellular component (GO): RNA polymerase II transcription regulator complex; nucleus
Molecular function (GO): DNA-binding transcription activator activity, RNA polymerase II-specific; transcription cis-regulatory region binding
Source: RefSeq, a predicted model, not a curated record